AAUUUCCAAGGGGACGUGAACGCAUCAGGAUUUGUCAUCGAAUGAGCGUCAAGAUGGUGAAGUUUGGCCUCCAGUUUAAAGCCACUUUGGAGAAUGUAACCAACGUGAGACCACUGGGUGAGGACUUCCGCUGGUUUUUAAAGCUCAAGUGUGGAAACUGUGGUGAGGUUCCAGAUAAAUGGCAGUAUGUGACCCUGGUGGAAAGCGUGCCAUUAAAAGGAGGCAGAGGAAGUGCCAGCAUGGUGCAGAAAUGUAAACUUUGUGGCAGAGAAAAUUCAAUUGAUAUCCUCAGAGACACAACUACACCUUAUAAUGCCGGCUUUGCUGCAGAAGGAGCAGAAACUGGAACACAGUUUCCUGAAGUCAACCUGCAAGAAAAAGACUGGACGGACUAUGAUGAGAAAGCCAAAGAGUCGGUGGGAAUCUACGAGGUCACUCACAGGUUCAUCAAGUGCUGACGAGCCAAACGUCCUGUUACCCAGCAUGCUUUGCACCCAGAGAUGGAGUGACUUGUUUCACGCCGAACAGUGAAAGGUUCUGGUUUUACAGCGGUGUGCUUGUUCAAACGUCUUGGAUUGAUCAGCGGGCUCACAGUUCAGACUUUCUUUGGUUUUUGUCAGUGUUUCAAUAAAGUCAACGUUUUGACUUUA
Austrofundulus limnaeus is the source of this 650-nucleotide messenger RNA. RefSeq names its product CXXC motif containing zinc binding protein (gene czib). NCBI's taxonomy places the organism in Eukaryota, Metazoa, Chordata, Actinopteri, Cyprinodontiformes, Rivulidae. Gene Ontology annotation, molecular function: zinc ion binding. The record is from RefSeq and is a predicted model, not a curated record.